This is a messenger RNA of Amaranthus tricolor (Joseph's coat), 7299 nucleotides long. RefSeq lists its product as uncharacterized. Bases 130 to 7125 code for a protein of 2331 amino acids. Gene Ontology annotation, biological process: protein phosphorylation; recognition of pollen. The transcript is spliced from 24 exons. Gene Ontology annotation, molecular function: protein kinase activity; ATP binding. NCBI's taxonomy places the organism in Eukaryota, Viridiplantae, Streptophyta, Magnoliopsida, Caryophyllales, Amaranthaceae. The record is from RefSeq and is a predicted model, not a curated record.
AAUAAUACUCCAUAAUAAUUCUUAAGUGAAGACCAAAGUUUUGGUUAAUGUGUUGAAUAAUAAUAAGAUCAUCUCAUAGACAGUCAUACCUCAUUGUUUAGAAGUAGAUAUUAAUAUCAAUAUCAAUUCAUGUCUUAUUUUAUCAAAACCCUUCUACUCUUACUACCUUUGUUUUGUUACUCUAAGUUUAGUUCAUCUCAAGGAAAUCUUACAAUUAAUCAGAUCCUUAAAGACCCAGAAACCCUAGAGUCUACUAAAUCCAUUUUCAAAUUAGGGUUUUUCAGCCCCAUUAACUCCACCAAUCGGUAUCUUGGAAUCUGGUACAAUAAAAAUGCAGGUAAUUCAUUAGAAGUAGUUUGGGUAGCCAAUAGAAACAACCCACUUGAUCAUAAUUCUUCUGGGGUACUAACCCUUAUUCAGGAUGGCAAUCUUCAUCUUAUGGAUGGAACAAAUAAGAGCAUUUGGUCAACAAAUAUAACAUCUAAGAAUGACGUAAUUCAGCCUGUUCUUCAGCUUUUAGAUACAGGAAACCUUGUUUUACUGUCAAAUAAUAGUGGGUUUUCCGGGGAUAUAAUAUGGCAGAGUUUCGAUCAUUCUACAGAUACAUUGUUACUGCAUAUGAAACUCGAUUUUGAUGCGAAUUCAAGCUCGAAAAUAUCGAAUCUUGUGUCAUGGAUGAGCGCUUCAAAUCCAUCUAAUGGGCGGUUUAGUGCUGGUAUUUAUAAGCGAAAUCUGUCGGAAUUUUAUAUCUGGGAUGGUGAUCGACCCUAUUGGAGAUCAGGACCUUGGAAUGGGAAUCUGUUUUUGGGUGUAAAAGCUCUGUAUUAUUCAGCACAGGAUGCAGGAUUUCAUCUACAAAGUGAUAAUCAAGGGAGUAUUAGUCUUUCAUUUUCUUCAGCUAGCCAGCGAGUUUUCGAGCAUUAUGUAGUGACUUAUGAAGGCAUGAUGGCCUUAAAAGAUUGGGAUGAUGAGGGUAGGAAUUGGGUUACUGAAUGGCAGUCUAUUGAAUAUGAUUGUGAUGUGUUUGGUAAGUGUGGAGAAUUCGGGUUUUGUGACUCGAAAACGAGGCCUAUCUGUAGUUGUUUGAGGGGGUUUGAGCCGAGGAAUAGGCAAGAAUGGAGGGCAGGGGAUUGGAGUAAGGGGUGCUUGCGCAGAACACCUGUGCAAUGUGGCAGUACAGGAGGGAAAUCAGAUGGGUUUUAUGUGUUGGAGAAUAUGAAAGUGCCUGAUAAUGCUGUGUGGCUCGAUUCGGACGAUAGGGAGGAUUGUAGGACUAAGUGUCUAGCAGAUUGUUCUUGUUUGGCUUAUGCUUAUUAUACAGGUUUUGGGUGCAUGAUUUGGAGUGGAAGCUUGAUUGACAUACAGGAGUUCUAUGAAGUUGGUGUUGAUCUUUAUAUUCGGGUGGCUUAUUCAGAACUAGGUGAAAGUAGUAAAUGGAAAUCAAUUGUUGCAGUCAUAACAAUUUUGGGUACAAUGUCAUUAGUUCUCAUCCUCUACUUUCUUUGGAGGUGGAAGAAUAAACCAAAUGCAGCAAAGACUACUACAAAGUUCGGUUUCAAGAAUAAUAAAUCCCAUGAACACAUGGUUGGGUCUGGAGCUGGUCAAGCAGAGUACCAAGAUUUACCAUUGUUUAAACUUGAGGAUUUGAUGGUUGGAACAAAUGAAUUUUGUGAAAUCAAUAAGCUUGGUCAAGGUGGUUUUGGUUCAGUGUACAAGGGAAAGCUUGAGGAUGGACAAGAGAUAGCAGUAAAAAGACUGUCAAGAGCAUCAGUACAAGGCCUGCAGGAGUUUAUGAAUGAAGUUGAUGUGAUCUCAAAACUUCAACAUAGAAAUCUGGUCAGACUGUUGGGUUGUUGUGUAGAAGGAGAAGAAAAACUUUUGGUGUAUGAAUACCUGUCAAAUAAGAGCUUGGAUGCAUUCCUCUUCAAUCCCAUUGAACGAAAACAUUUGGAUUGGAACAAGCGCUUCAACAUAAUCCUAGGGAUAAGCAGAGGCCUUCUUUACCUUCACAGAGAUUCUAGAUUACGGAUUAUUCAUAGAGAUCUUAAAUCAGGUAACAUCUUGUUGGAUGACAAUCUCAACCCGAAGAUAUCUGACUUUGGAAUGGCUAAGAUAUUCGGAGGCAACCAAGACCAAGAUAACACAAGAAGGAUUGUUGGCACCUAUGGUUAUAUGUCUCCGGAAUAUGCAAUGGAAGGUGUGUUUUCAGAGAAGUCAGAUGUGUUCAGCUUUGGAGUGUUGUUGCUAGAGAUCAUAAGUGGGAGAAGAAAUAGUAGCUUCAAGGAUGAAGAGACUUUGAGCCUUUUAGGUCAUACAUGGAAAUUGUGGAAUGAGGGCAAACUUGUAUCAUUGGUUGAUCCUACAAUUGAAUCAUCAAAUAGUAGAGAAGAGAUUUUGAGGUGCAUACAAGUAGGAUUAUUGUGCGUAGAAGACGUCCCAGAAGAUAGACCAAGCAUGAGCAUGGUUGUUCCCAUGAUUGAGCGUGAAAUUGCACAUCUUCCACUUCCAAAACAACCUGCCUUUACACAUAGAAGAAUUUGUAAUGGAGAUCUUCGGAGUCCUCAAUUUUAUUCUGUUAAUUAUGUGUCAAUUACUUCGGUGUCUGGUCGAAUGUUUUGGAGUUUCGUUAAUCAUCAAACACGAUCUGGUGAAAAUGCAGAAGACUCUGAAACAUGGACGGACAAUCGACGAGGCAAUAUUUAUAAUGAUGAUGCUCGCAAAAACAGUUACGAAGGCUUGAAGGAUUUUGAAAACAAAAUGCAGAGGCUCCGAAGAGGUGACUACUCCGGCAUGAUGUGGAUAUAUUUCCUGGAAAAAAAAUCAGACACUUUUUCCUACUCCAUGCAAUUCAAAGACCUCACAGAAAAUCAAAGUGGGCAUUCUCUUAAGAUUUUUAGAAUGGAUUGUGGCAGAGAAUUUACAAGCAACGAAUCCAACAGCUUCUCGGAGAUGGCCCGCAACAUGAUGCAGGAUAAAAAUUUACCCAAAAGAUACUGGGCCGAAACUGUUCACACGACAGUAUAUAUCCUCAAUAGAUCUCCCACAAAAGCAAUUAAGGAUCUAACACUAUAUGAAGCUUGGCACAAGAGAAAGCCAAGAGUAGAGCACCUUGGGUGCGUAGCUUAUGCCGACAUCCUGAAGGAGAAUCGGGAAAAGCUCGAUGAGAAGGGAGAAAUAUGCAUAUUCAUUCUGAAUGGACGUGGAAAGAAAAAGAAAUUGAAGCUCGUGAAGGAGAUACUCUCCCAAGGGAUCCAAGUGAAGAGGACGAGCAUACUAACCAGUAAACCCAUCAUCUCCGAGUCCAAGCACACCUGGAAGUACAAGAUCAUCCCCAAGCUCAGGAAGCCAAACAUCACGCUCAACUCCUCAACAUCAAGAAGCCCGAAGAUCAACACGGGAUCGGCAACCGCCAUUAUGUACAAAGUAAGGCUCGUUGCAAAAGGAUAUGCACAACAACCUGGAAUCGACUUGAACGAAACAUAUGCACCAGUUGUCUGCAUGGAAACAAACAGAAGAGUCUUAGCACUAGCAGAGCAACAUCAACUACCAGUCUUUCAGCUUGAUGUCAAAUCAGCAUUUCUAAAUGGAGAACUCAAAGAAGAAGUGUACGUCGAGCAGCCGCAGGGAAACGUCAUCAAAGGCCAAGAAGACAAAGUAUACUGCCUUCGAAAGCUCUCUACGGACUCAAACAAGCACCUCGAGACACAUCCAACAAUAAUCAAAGAAUUAAAAAAGGCUAUGAUGAAGGAAUACGAGAUGACAGACCUUGGUAUAAUGAAAUACUUCCUUGGUAUACAAAUCAAACAAAGCCCAGGAAGAAUAUCUCUAUCACAAGAGAAGUACGCAGAAGACCUUUUCAAAAAAUUCAACAUGAGUGAGUGUAAACUGCUGACUAUACCAAUGGUAAUCAACGAAAAGUUAUCAAAGUACGAUAGCAAACCAAGAGUCGACGGAGCAAUGUAUCGAAGCUUAGUCGGUUAUCUCCUUUAUCUCACACAUACAAGACCAGAUAUAGUCAAUGCUGUCAGUAUCGUAUCCAGGUUCAUGAGAGAACCAAGCAAGGAUCAUCUAACAGCAGCAAAGAGGAUUCUCAGAUACAUUAAGGGAGCGAAGAGCUAUGCGAUCAUAAACGUGGAUGAUAGAAAAAGCACAAGCGGGUACAUAUUUCAGCUUGGAACGAAGGUGGUUUCAAGGUCAUCAAAAAAGCAAGCAACAAUAGCUUUAUCAUCAGCAGAAGCAAAGUACAUUGCAGCAACAAGUGCAACAUGUGAAGCAGUCUGGCUCAGAAAGAUAUUGAUUGAUCUACAACAUAACAAAUCAAAACACAUCGAGCUACGACAACAUUACAUUCGUGAGUUGGUAGACAAGAAAGAGAUCGAACUACAGUUCUGCAAGGCGGGGGAGCAGCUCGCAGACAUUUUCAAAAAACCCAUAUCAACUGAUAGCUUUAUCAAGUUCAGAAGACAACUCAGAGUUCAAAAAUUUUUCAGAUUAAGAGGAGUCACUGGUAAACCCAGAUCACUCAGAGGAGCAUUUGGACCGGAAGAAACGGUUCAAUAUAAUCAAAGGGAUUGGCAUAGAUUCAAUGUAUACUUCUAUAGUACAAGCAGAUCAUUUAAAUGUUCUAUUCUGUCAAAACCUCAUUCCUCCUUAGCUUAUUCUAUGGCUUAUUAUGCCCAAACACUUAUUUUCUUUCUUUUUUGUGUUUGUAUCUUUGAAUUUUGUUCAGCUAGAGAUAAUAUAACAAUCUAUUAUACUCUUAAAUACCCAGAAACAUUACUGUCCAGUAAUAGCCUUUUCAAAUUUGGUUUUUUCAGUCCAAUUAACUCAACUAACAGAUCAUAUGCUGGUAUCUGGUAUAACAAAAAAGAUUUUACUGGUAAACUGGAAGUGAUUUGGGUAGCCAACAGAGAAAACCCACUUGAGAAUUCUUCUGGGAUACUCAAAAUUUUAUCAGAUGGAAAUCUUCAUCUCUUAGAUGAAAAAAAGAGAAGCAUUUGGUCAACAAAUGUAACAUCUUAUAGUGGGCUAAAUUCUUCUAUUCAACUUCUUGAUACUGGAAACCUUGUUUUACUGUCAAAUGCUAGUAAAACUUUCAUGUGGCAAAGUUUUGAUCAUCCUAUAGAUACAUUGUUACCACAUAUGAAGGUAACAUUUCAUGAACAUAAGACCUCAAGUCCUUUAUUUGGUUCAUGGAAGAGUCCUUCAGAUCCUUCAAAAGGACAGUUUACAUAUGGUAUUGUUCAUCGUAGCCUUUUGGAGAUUUUCAUUUGGGAUGGUGAUCGUCCUUAUUGGCGAUCAGGACCUUGGGAUGGUCAUGUAUUUAUGGGUGUUCAAGCAAUGUAUUAUUAUGCACUUAGUGAUGGUAUUCACCUUGAGAAUGAUGUUGAUAGUGGCACAAUUAGUCUAUCAUUUUCUUCAGUAAGUGGAAGUGUUACAGAACACUAUGUAUUUAGUUAUGAUGGCUUGAUUUUACAAAGGGAUUGGAUAAAUGAUGCUGAGGAGUGGACACUUAUAUGGCAGUCUAUAGAAUCUGAGUGUGAUAUAUACGGACAGUGUGGAGAAUUUUCGAGUUGUAACUCGAAUAGUAUGCCUAUAUGUAGUUGUUUGAAGGGGUUUGAACCGAGGAAUAAGCAAGAAUGGAGUUCAGGGAAUUGGAGUAGAGGUUGUGUGCGGAGUACACGAUUGCAAUGUGGUAUUAAUGGAGGGCAAGAUGGGUUUUUAAGGUUGAGUAAUAUGAAAGUUCCAGAUAAUGCUGUUUGGUUGUUUUCAGUUGAUGAAGAACAUUGCAGGGUACAAUGCCAAGUAAAUUGUUCUUGUUUAACUUAUGCUUAUUCUUUAGGCUUUGGGUGUAUGAUCUGGACUGGAAGCUUGAUAGACAUACAGAAUUUCUCUGAUGUUGGUGUUGAUCUUUAUAUUCGUUUGGCUCAUUCGGAAUUAGGUGUAGUUGCUCACCAUGAAUCUAGUAAUAAAUGGAAACUCAUUGCAGUCUUUGUGAUUUUGGGUACGGCUGUAUUACUCCUAUUGCCUUACUUUCUAUGGAGGUGGAUCAGUCCACAAUGUGGAAAAACAGGUACAAACAAGGAGUUUGAAAGGCAGAGAAAUAGCAUGGAAAGGGUUGAAGAAUGCCCUGUUGAAAUCCAAGAUCUACCAUUGUUUAACUUUGAUGAUUUGGUCGUUGCAACUAACAACUUUUCAGAAAGCAACAAGCUUGGUCGAGGUGGUUUUGGUUCAGUAUACCAGGGAAAAUUGGAAAGUGGACAAGAAAUAGCAGUAAAACGACUAUCAAGAGAAUCAGGACAAGGCGUACAAGAAUUUAUGAACGAAGUGUUUGUGAUCUCGAAACUUCAACACCGAAAUCUCGUCAGGCUGUUAGGCUGUUGUGUAGAAGGAGACGAGAAAAUAUUGGUGUACGAGUAUAUGCCAAAUAAGAGCUUGGAUGCAUUCCUUUUCGAAUCCUCUAUUCAGGACCAUAUGGAAUGGAAGAUUCGGUUUAAUAUAAUAAAAGGGAUAAGCAGAGGUCUUCUUUACCUUCAUAGAGAUUCGAGAUUGAAGAUUAUUCAUAGAGAUCUUAAAGCGAGCAAUAUUUUGUUGGAUAGCAAUCUUAAUCCAAAGAUAUCGGACUUUGGUAUGGCAAGGAUAUUCAGAGUUGAUCAAGACCAAAGUGAAACCAGAAGGAUUGUUGGUACUUAUGGUUAUAUGUCUCCGGAGUAUGCAAUGGAAGGACGCUUUUCAGAAAAGUCUGAUGUGUUCAGUUUUGGAGUGCUACUAUUGGAGAUUGUCAGUGGUAGAAAGAAUAGUAGCUUCAUUGAAGAGGAUAAUGUGACCUUCUUGGCUCAUGUAUGGAAAUUGUGGAAAGAGACCAACAUUUGGUCGUUUGUUGAUCCAAAAAUAUCAAAAUCAGGCUUUAAAGAAGAGAUAAUGAGGUGCAUACAACUAGCACUUUUGUGUGUGCAGGAAUAUCCAGAAGAUAGACCAAGUAUUUGCAUGAUUGUUUCUAUGAUUGAAAGUGAAGUUACAGAUCUUCCAUGCCCAAAACAACCUGGCUUUACCUUAAGAAUUAGUUCUUCACAAGAACGUUCUUCUGUUAAUGGUAUUUCACUUACUACUGUAACUGGCAGAUGACUACAUGCUUAUGCAGAGUUCAUGAAUGUGACUACAUUUGUUGUUAUCAAGAAAAAGUUAUAUCCAUUUGAAAAACAGGACUUUUUAUAUUAAAAGGAGAUGUAUAAUUCUUUGGUUCUUUUGAAUUAUAAUGGACAUUAGCUAAAUGAUUUAUUUAAUUAUGUGCACUAGUUU